AUGUGGCUAUUUCCAAUAAAAUGGCUUAACGACCAGUGCUAUGAUAAUCUCAACCAAAUGGGCAUUUGUUAUACCCGUUUGAAAUGCACAGUAAUAGGCGGCGCAUACAGUGGUAUAUGUGCUUUGGGUUUAGGGGCCUGUUGUGUGGUGGCAAAGUCUUGUAAUAAACAAACAUCGGACAAAGUUGUGUAUUUCAAAAACCCUGGCUACCCACGAUUUGAUACAGGUGCAAAUAUUUGUACCAUGACGCUUCAAAUAAGGGAUCCAGAUGUGUGCCAGGUGCGCUUAGAUUUUAUAGACUUUGAUCUAGAUCAGCCAACAUUGGGCGACUGUCUAGGUGACAAGUUUCGUGUAUCGUCAUCGGGCGGGACGGGACAAAUCCCAAUGCUUUGCGGCCGAAACACUAACCAACAUGUCUAUGUACACGUACCAAAUGGCGGGUCAGCCACAAGAACCGUGAUCAUUAUAUUUGAUACUAACUCAAUAGGCGACUAUCGGUGGCAGAUUAAGAUGACCCAAAUUGAUUGCAGACCAGGUAGAUUACCUGGUGUUUAUCCACCUGCACCAAAUGGCUGCCUACAGUACCAUACGGAACCAACGAAGGUGAUUGAGUCAUUCAAUUAUGGCAAUCAGUACCUAAACAACUUGGACUACGGGGUGUGCGUAGAGCGGGCGCCCAACACGUGUCGGGUCACCUACCGGGUGGUCGGCGAUAGGGAGUGGUCUCUGGACAGCGCACAGGCGGCCAAAGAUCGGUCAGCGGUGGGCGACCAACAGUGCGCCGGCGAUUAUCUACUUAUAGCGGGUGGCUCCGAGACCGGUGACCCGCCCACCGCUGACCGAUAUUGCGGCGGGCGUUUCAAUUGGCUGCCCGGGGCUGUCACUGACGCCCCCGUUGUGUCAAAAGCCAAUGGUAUGAUAGCGUUAAGAUUCCAUUCGGACACUUUUCAGGAUCCGGCCUUUGCCCGAGGCUUUCGGGUUCGUUACGAGCAGAGUUCAACUGGAUUGAAGAUCAGCCGCAACACCAACGUUAGCGAUAUCGAUAAUUACGAGCAACGCUACAGCAAUGCAUAA
This is a messenger RNA of Medioppia subpectinata, 1074 nucleotides long. The record is from the annotation of a GenBank genome assembly. NCBI's taxonomy places the organism in Eukaryota, Metazoa, Arthropoda, Arachnida, Sarcoptiformes, Oppiidae.